GAUAUACGUCUCAUGUUGAGCGCUCGGUUAUACUCUUGUAAGUCUUUAACGUGGAAGCGAUAAUCAAGUUUUUGAAUAUCUAAAACAAAAAAACGUACAAAUUAAUCGAUUUAGUUUCGUAGGAUGGGCAGGAUCAAAGCUCAAAUUUGGAGUAAAUGGCAAGGAAGACUAUAUUAAUCUUAUAUCAACCGAAGAAUGGCCUACUAGCAUAAUGAAUAUACCAAUAACAAUCGAAAAACCGAAGCUUAUUCCCAAUUGUUUUGCAUUAGUCAUCAAAUACGUACCACGCGGUAUGGAUUAUGAAUUUGUAAAAGAAGAAAUAUCACGAUCAAUCGCAUCAAUCGUAAAUCUAAAGAGGAUUCAUUAUUCAUAUAAUCGAAAAACAGAUGAUUAUCGCUUCCACGUUAAAGACUUACAAGAGUAUAACCGAGCGCUCAACAUGAGACGUAUAUCUAUUGGCAAUGUUAUGAUAUCAAUUACACGAUUUUUAGAAAGCAACAAAUUAACGUACUGUAAUCGCUGCUGGUGUUUAGGACAUAUGAGAAAUAAAUGUCUAGCUACAACGGCUCGCUGCCGAAUAUGUCUACAAGAAAUUACUGAUAUUCAAAAACAUAACUGCUCUCAACAGCCAAUAUGUGUUCAAUGUGAUGGUAAUCACCAUUCACUUAGUAGUCAAUGUGAACCUAUAAAAGCAUAUAAAAUACAACUAAAAGAAGAAGUCGAUAACGCACUCGCGCGUGUUGUAAUACAAAGAUCAGAACCAACUAAACAAGUAUCAAUUUUCAAUCCAGACGACUUUCCGCCUCUGUCUCAUCCCAAUCGAAAUAACAUACCGGUCUGGGGAUCAAAAAAAUUACCAAAGCAUCAAACAACAGCUGAAUAUACAGAGACAACAGGUGUCCUUACAGCACUAAAUAAUCAAUUGUCAAUUAUGACUGAAACAAAUAUUCGAAUGGAGAAAAAGUUUGAAGAAAUGGAUUUGCAUAGGAAACACGAUGCAGAAGUCUUAGAGCUACUACAGAAGACUAUGAAAAAUACGCUAUAUUCAAUACGUGAGGUAAUGGAGAUUAUGGUGAAUCCUCUGUGUGAGUUAGCGAAAAUACAAGGAAAAAGAAAACAUCUACCUUUUACAAGUAUUCUGGAAGAGUUACAAGCUGGUACAAGUAAUAGAUUAUCGAAGCAAGUUCUCUACGUGCAAAAAGAAGGCCAAACAAGCAAAGAUAGAAUCUCAUCAGCUGGCCAAGCAAUACAAUUACUCAAUGAAAGUGAUUUCAACUCUCAAGCCAAUAGCUAA
Messenger RNA from Rotaria sp. Silwood2, 1294 nucleotides. NCBI's taxonomy places the organism in Eukaryota, Metazoa, Rotifera, Eurotatoria, Philodinida, Philodinidae. The record is from the annotation of a GenBank genome assembly.